Messenger RNA from Schistocerca nitens (vagrant locust), 1137 nucleotides. RefSeq lists its product as uncharacterized. Bases 1 to 1137 code for a protein of 378 amino acids. The record is from RefSeq and is a predicted model, not a curated record. NCBI's taxonomy places the organism in Eukaryota, Metazoa, Arthropoda, Insecta, Orthoptera, Acrididae. The transcript has 3 exons.
AUGGAAACUAUUCAGAGACUACAAUACUUACCAACAACAUCAUCAGUGGUACCUGUAUCAUCAUCACAGAAAGUAUCUCUAGGAGUGACUAAUGCAGAAUCAGAUACAGUAGCAGAAAAUGCAGCAGAAGUACCUAAAGAAGCAAUACUAACAGAAGUAGAAUCAACAGCAGCAUCAGAAGAACCACAUUCAGUAGCAGCAGAAGUAACUCCUCCAGCAUUAGAACCAGCUCCUACAGCAGUAACACCAUCUCCCUCACCAGCAGUAGCAGCACAAACUACUUCACCAGCAAUAGCAGAAGAAACACCAUCAGCAACAGCACAAGCAACUCCUCCAGCAGUAGAACCAGUUCCUAUAGCAGCAGCACCAUCUCCCACACCAGCAGUAGCAGAACCAACUCCUUUACCAGUAAUAGCAGAAACAACUCCUCCACCAGCAGCAACUAAACCAACUUCACCAACAGCAGAAACAUCACCAGCUCCUCCUCCAUCACCUUCAAGAGUAGCAGAAAAGAAUAGACCAGUCACAAGACUGCAAUACUUACCAACAACAUCAUCAGUGGUACCUGUAUCAUCAUCACAGAAAGUAUCUCUAGGAGUGACUAAUGCAGAAUCAGAUACAGUAGCAGAAAAUGCAGCAGAAGUACCCAAAGAAGCAAUACUAACAGAAGUAGAAUCAACAGCAGCAUCAGAAGAACCACAUUCAGUAGCAGCAGAAGUAACUCCUCCAGCAUUAGAACCAGCUCCUACAGCAGUAACACCAUCUCCCUCACCAGCAGUAGCAGCACAAACUACUUCACCAGCAAUAGCAGAAGAAACACCAUCAGCAACAGCACAAGCAACUCCUCCAGCAGUAGAACCAGUUCCUAUAGCAGCAGCACCAUCUCCCACACCAGCAGUAGCAGAACCAACUCCUUUACCAGUAAUAGGAGAAACAACUCCUCCACCAGCAGCAACUAAACCAACUUCACCAACAGCAGAAACAUCACCAGCUCCUCCUCCAUCACCUUCAAGAGUAGCAGAAAAGAAUAGACCAGUCACAGUAAGUAAAGUAUCACCUUUGUCUCAUGAUGAAGUGAUACCAAAUGAUUUGGGAAAACAUGUUCCUAUAAAACUUGUGGACAAUGGUACGUUCUGA